Tarenaya hassleriana is the source of this 3622-nucleotide messenger RNA. Its product is annotated as protein CHUP1, chloroplastic-like. Gene Ontology annotation, cellular component: chloroplast outer membrane. Gene Ontology annotation, biological process: chloroplast organization. Lineage: Eukaryota; Viridiplantae; Streptophyta; Magnoliopsida; Brassicales; Cleomaceae. The coding region runs from base 640 to 3504 and encodes 954 amino acids. The record is from RefSeq and is a predicted model, not a curated record. The transcript is spliced from 12 exons.
GACUUACUACCCAAUUCAUAAAAGAGAUUUUCUUCUUACAAAAUGUUGAAAAUCGAUUGAAGGUUACCGCCGUUGUUCAGUAUCAAAGUAUCACCACCUGAUAGGAGCAGCAACUGUGGCAAUCUUCAACGGGAAAGUGGAAACACAGCAAAACAGAAGAAAUCACAAAUCUGGGAAGAUUGCCGAAAACUACGACACAUCAAUUUUCUUCCGGCGAUAUUCUGUUCAAAAGAGGAAACUUUCUUAACUUUCGUCACGGAAUUGAUGAAACCCAUUUCUCAGUUGAUGAAUUCUUAGUCGUGUCGAUGAUUAAAUCAUCGUAAGGAGAGGCAAUCUGCAGAUAAGCGUGUAGGAUAACGACUUGACAAGUCAUCCAUUUUCAACCGUUUCUUCAGAAGGUGGUGAUCAGAAAUAAGAACAGCCCUUUUGCACAGGUGGGUUAUCCACGUUGUAAGCUUCAUGAAGAGGAUAUGGACCAAUAUUUCCUGGUUCUGUCUCUGAGAGGAGAAGAAACGAUGGUUUGAGUCCUUGGUCAUGGAUGGGAAGAGAAACAUGUUGUUACAUGUUCUGGGAUAUUAUCAACAGCUCUCUAUAAAUGACACAAGAAAGGGAAUCUUUUCCCUAUAAGAGAUCUAAUACAUGAUUCUCCGGUUACUUGUUGCUGCUUCCGUUGCAGCCUAUACAGUUAAGAAGCUCAACAGUAAAUCCUCAAAACACGGAAAACGUUCAGAAAAUGGCCAAGAUGGGGAUAAAGAGCCGGUCUCUGGUACCAAUGACAACAUCAAGGAUAGAAAGAUGGAAGAGGAGGAAGAAGAGGAAGAACAGGUUAAACUGAUAAAUAGUAUAUUCAAUCAGGCUCGUGAAAGUAUAUCGGAUUUCCUAGAUGAUGAUAUUUUACCGGAGUUUGAAAACCUUUUAUCCGGGGAGAUUGAUUAUCCAUUGCUUAAUGACAACUUGGAUAGAGCAGAGAAAGAAAGGGUAUACAACAACGAGAUGGCAUAUAAUGCAAGUGAACUUGAGAGGUUGAGGAAUUUAGUGAAGGAACUAGAAGAAAGAGAAGUAAAGCUCGAGGGAGAAUUGCUCGAGUAUUACGGGCUCAAGGAGCAAGAAUCGGAUAUUAUAGAGUUACAAAGGCAGCUAAAGAUCAAGACAGUUGAGAUCGAUAUGCUCAACAUCACAAUAAACUCUCUGCAAGCUGAGAGGAAAAAGCUUCACGAGGAAAUCUCACAGAAUGGUGCCUUGAGAAAGGAGCUCGAGGUGGCAAGAAACAAGAUAAAGGAAUUACAGAGGCAGAUUCAGCUCGAUGCUAACCAGACAAAAGGGCAGUUACUAUUGCUUAAGCAGCAUGUUUCAAGUCUUCAGGCAAAAGAAGAGGAAGCCAUGAAAAAAGAUAGUGAGGUUGAGAGAAAGCUGAAGGCUGUGCAGGAAAUGGAAGUUGAGCUCAUGGAACUUAAACGAAAAAACAGAGAGCUUCAACACGAAAAAAGAGAAUUGACUGUCAAACUCGAUGCUGCAGAAACCAGAAAUUCAGCCCUUUCCAACAUGACCGAGAGCGAUAAGGUCGCCAAAGCAAGAGAAGAGAUAAACAACUUGAAGCAUGCAAAUGAGGACUUAUUAAAGCAGGUGGAAGGGCUUCAGAUGAACCGGUUCAGCGAAGUAGAGGAAUUGGUAUAUCUCCGUUGGGUCAAUGCAUGUCUAAGAUACGAACUGAGAAACUACCAAACACCAUCUGGAAAAAUCUCGGCUCGUGACCUCAGCAAGAACCUGAGUCCUAAAUCCCAAGAAAGAGCCAAACGGUUAAUGUUAGAGUAUGCGGGUUCAGAACGUGGACAAGGGGAUACUGAUAUGGAGAGCAACUUCUCUCAUCCUUCAUCCCCAGGAAGUGAGGAUUUCGACAAUGCUUCCAUCGAUAGUUCUACAAGUAGGUAUAGUAGUUUGAGUAAAAAACCGAGCUUGAUUCAGAAACUUAAGCGAUGGGGCAAAAGCAAGGAUGACUCAAGUGUACAGUCAUCACCCUCGAGAUCAUUCUAUGGUGGGUCACCAAGCAGAAUGAGUAUGAGCCUACAAAGACAAAGGGGUCCUUUAGAGUCUUUAAUGGUCAGAAACGCCAGUGAGAGUGUAGCCAUCACGACAUUUGGUAAAGCCGAUCAAGAAACCCCUUCUUCUCCAGGUGAAGCUUUGAAUAAUGUAGCAUCAUCGUUUCAGUUGAUGUCAAAAUCGGUUGACGGUGUUAUGGAUGAAAAGUACCCUGCAUACAAAGACAGGCAUAAGCUAGCUUUGGAAAGGGAAAAGCAUAUUAAGCAGAAAGCCGAGCUAGCAAGAGCAGAAAGGUUUGGCGGUAGUGCGAAUUUGCCUCCCAGACUUGCUCAGAUAAAGGAGAAAACUGUUCCGUCUGCAGGCACGACAAUGGUGGAGCAAUCUAGUGAUGGUAAAGCCAGCGAAAAUGCUCAGAAUGUAACAAAAAUGAAGCUUGUGGAGAUUGAGAAACGCCCGACUAGAGUUCCCCGCCCUCCUCCAAGACCAUCUGGCGUUACCGGAGAUGGUAAAAACACAAAUUUACCAUCAAACCCACCUCCUUUACCUGGUGGGCCACCACCUCCUCCGCCACCACCUGGUGGGCCACCACCGCCACCACCUCCACCCGGGGCCCUCGGAAGAGGGGCAGGAAAUGGGAACAGAGUUCACCGAGCUCCAGAGCUUGUUGAGUUUUAUCAAUCAUUGAUGAAACGGGAAGCGAAGAACGACACGUCCUCUCUGAUUGCUUCAGGAGGUAGCAAUGCAUCAGAUGCUAGGAGCAACAUGAUUGGAGAAAUAGAGAAUCGAUCAACAUUCCUUUUGGCAGUAAAAGCUGACGUGGAGACACAAGGUGACUUUGUUCAGUCAUUGGCAACUGAAGUUCGAGCUGCUUCUUUCACUAACAUAGACGACCUUGUGGCAUUUGUGAGCUGGCUAGACGAAGAACUCUCCUUUCUGGUAGAUGAACGAGCCGUUCUUAAACACUUUGACUGGCCAGAAGGGAAAGCUGAUGCAUUACGAGAAGCAGCUUUUGAAUAUCAAGAUCUGUUGAAGCUAGAGAAGCAAGUGACUUCUUUUGUGGAUGAUCCUAACCUCCCGUAUGAACCCGCUUUGAAGAAAAUGUACAAGUUGCUGGAGAAAGUUGAACAAAGCGUAUAUGCGCUUUUACGUACAAGAGACAUGGCUAUUUCUCGGUACAGAGAGUUUGGAAUUCCGGUUGAUUGGUUGAUGGAUUCAGGAGUUGUUGGAAAGAUCAAGAUUUCGUCAGUUCAACUGGCGAGAAAAUACAUGAAACGAGUAGCCACCGAGCUUGAUUCAAUGAGCGGAUCCGAGAAAGACCCUAACCGAGAGUUCUUGAUUCUUCAAGGUGUUCGUUUCGCUUUCCGGGUCCAUCAGUUCGCGGGAGGAUUCGACGCAGAAAGCAUGAAGGCAUUCGAAGAGCUCAGGAGCCGCGCGAAAACUGAAUCAAGAGAAGAAGCUGUAAACUGAGGUUUUAGGGUUCUUCGUCUGUUCCCUUUGUUAUAUCAUAAUAUCCACAUUCUUCAAAAUGUGAAAAUGAUAGUAAAUUUUAAAAGAAAUGGAAUAAGGAAAAAUAUACAAUUUAAUA